GUAACCAUGUGCUUUUCGUGUCAGUAGACACAUUUAACCCUCUCCUCAGUAAUAACCCAUGCACAGACAGCUGUCUCUUCUUCUUUCUUUUCCUUCUCUCACUCUGUUUCUCACUCACUCUUUAUGCUACUAGAAUCUCUCCUGGAUUGGAAUUUAACAGGACAGAGAAUUUGGACAGGAAGCCACAACUUAUAAACUCAUUCAACAAGCAAGAAGAGGACAUUUUUGAACAGGAGGACCAACUGUAAAAGUUUAAGGAUUAUUGAGAAAGAAAAAGGACAGUCAGGCUGAAUGAGCAGAAUCAUGCAGGGCUGUCAGAUGUGGACUGGGUUUGUGCCGGUUCUUUUGGUCUGUUUCUUUCUUCUGUUGGAGUCUGGUUCAGGGAAUUCACGAAUGAUCAGGAAGAGGGGACUCAACCAGAAGGACUAUGAGUACCCGAACCACCCUCAGACCCCUCAGCACCAGAAGAACGACCGAUGUCCUCCGCCACCGCAGAUGCUGCCUGAGCGAGCCUGUGAGGUGCCAGGCUGUCGAUCCGAUUCUGAAUGUGAGAGACACAAACGCUGCUGCUACAACGGCUGCAUCUACGCCUGCCUGGAGUCUGUUCAACCUCCGCCCGUGCUGGACUGGUUGGUGCAACCCAAGCCGCGGUGGUUGGGAGGGAAUGGCUGGCUUUUAGACGGACCAGAGGAGGUUCUGCAGGCUGAAGCCUGCAGCACCACUGAGGAUGGAGAUGAGCCUUUGCUCUGUCCCACCGGAUAUGAGUGCCACAUCAUCAACCCAGGAAACCCCUCCGCUGGUAUCCCGAACAGAGGACAGUGCAUCAAACAGAGGGGAAACUCAGAUGGACGAAGCCUGAGACACAAGUCCUUCAAAGAUUACAAGGAUUAUAUAGGAAGUAACUCGAACAAUGCAGUGAACUAUGAGAAACAUCAACAUAAGCAUUUGGGGUGAGACUGGUGUGGGAUCUUUUAUUGAGGACUGUAGUACCCAGUAACCGCUGACCCCCACCUGAACCUCAUUAUUAAAUCCAACACAACUGGACAAGCCUUUCUCUUCAGCCUGAAGCAGAAAUUGGAUCAUAUGUGGUGCUUUUCUUAGGUGCUUAAUGUGGAGUGACAGAAAAACAAAGCUAAAUAUUUCCUACCUCUAACAAAAGCCAAAAACAGACAACCGAAAGUCUUAUAACUGUGUUUUUUAUGCUGCUGAACUCUUUGUUUUGCUUUUUUUCUGCUAUUUUAACACUAAAAUAAGUGUCUUGUGAUAUAUGUCUCAAAAAGGCAGCAUUUCAAAAGCAGAUCAAAAAUGCAAUAUUUUAAUAUGUUGAAUUGUUGAUUUGCUGCUCUGUUGUGAUCAUUUAUUAGUGGUGCUUAGUCGUUAAUAAUGGUGCUUAUUUUCUGCUUCAUAUUUUGUGGAAACUGCGAUACAUUUUGCUUUUCAGGAUUAUUUGAUGAAUAGAAAGUUCAAAAUAAAAGCAUUUAUUUGGAGAAAAAUACUGACACUUUUAAUCAGCUUAAUGUGUGCUUGAUCAAAGUGUUAAUUAAUUUUUUUUGUCUUGCUUUUAAAUGGUGCUUAACACACACACUACAAAUAUACAUCCACAAAAAAAUGAGACAGCAAAAUGUUUUCAACAAUAAUCAUAAUAAAUGAUUCUUGAGCACCAAAUCUGCAAAUAUUAGUAAUUUGUAAAGAAACAUUUGACACUGAACAUUAGAAUAAUGAUGUUAAAAUUAUGAAUCACGUGAGUAAUUCAUUCAUUCAUUUUCUGCAGCGGAAUGAACCGCCAACUAUUCUGGCAUGUAUUUGCACUUCCAGCCGCAACCCAGUACUGGAAAACACCCAUGCACUCUUGCACUCACACAUGCACUCAUACAUACAGCUAAUUUAGUAUAUGCAAUUCACCCAUCCCUUUUGGGUCUUUUGGACCGUUGUAAAUUGUAAUAUUAUUUCACUAUAUUACUUUUUUGUUGUAUUUUUGAUCAACUAAACUCAGCCUUGGUGAGCAGAAGCAAAAAAAUUUUCGAAGUAGUUUUCAUUUUAAAAUUGGGUCACCAUAACCAAGUUAAAUUCCUGCUGUGUACUCGAUUACUGCAAAAUAUUUGUUUUUCAUCUGGUGCUCUGAUCAAUAACUGUGGUUGUUGUUGUUUACUCACUGUGCAGGUCUGUGUUUUACUCCACAGAUGUCAAGAUAAGCAACACGAAUCUGACUAGUGGGAAAAACACAUUACAGUCUUCAAAAUAUUUUACAUCGGUGCUUAUUGACUGACAUACUUUCAAAUAAAACAGUUGAAAUAUAA
This is a messenger RNA of Danio aesculapii, 2297 nucleotides long. RefSeq names its product WAP four-disulfide core domain 1 (gene wfdc1). Gene Ontology annotation, biological process: regulation of cell growth. The record is from RefSeq and is a predicted model, not a curated record. Gene Ontology annotation, molecular function: peptidase inhibitor activity. The transcript is spliced from 7 exons. Gene Ontology annotation, cellular component: extracellular region. Lineage: Eukaryota; Metazoa; Chordata; Actinopteri; Cypriniformes; Danionidae. The coding region runs from base 292 to 954 and encodes 220 amino acids.